Molecule: messenger RNA, 2435 nt
Organism: Daucus carota subsp. sativus
Lineage: Eukaryota; Viridiplantae; Streptophyta; Magnoliopsida; Apiales; Apiaceae
Product: disease resistance protein RPV1-like
Exons: 4
Coding region: 162-2435 (757 amino acids)
Biological process (GO): defense response; signal transduction
Molecular function (GO): protein binding; ADP binding
Source: RefSeq, a predicted model, not a curated record
UCUUCUUGAGCUUUUAUGGUAAGGACACUCGCAGAAAUUUCAUCUCGAAUCUUUACUAUGCUUUGGAUCAAGCUGGAAUUGUGACCUUCAGAGAUGAUCCUGCACUUCCAAAGGGUGAGAAAAUCUAGUCAGGAUUGUGUCAUGCAAUCAGAACUUCGAAGAUGUUUGUUGUUGUUAUCUCGGAGAAUUAUGCUCGUUCUUCAUGGUGCCUUGAUGAGCUUGUAGAGAUCCUUAGCUCCAAGAGAAAAAGGAAUCAGGUUGUUCCUGUGUUUUACUAUGUUAAUCCAUCCGAUCUACGACACCACAAGGGGAGUUUUGGUGUAGCUCUUGAAAAGCAUAAGAAGCGUCACUCGGCUAAUAGGAUUGAGAAAUGGAAAUUGGCGCUUGCUGAAAUCGCGGAUCUAUCAGGAUACCAUUUGGAAGACGCUGAAGAAUGGACCUCUGCUUUAACACUUUAUGUACUAUUUAUGUAUGCUAAGAUUUACAGUUUUGUGUUUUCUAUUAAGAUGAAUGGGAGUGAAGCGGAUAUCAUUCGAAAUAUUGUUGAGAAUGUUUUGCCACAAGCAUCGCGAAAGGUACUACACCUCGAUACUUGUCUAUUUGGGAUAGAUCUUGCCGUUGAAGAGAUCUAUCAACAACUAAGCAUGGAGUCAAAUGAUGUUCGUGCCCUUGGAAUAUGUGGGCUGGGUGGAGUUGGGAAAACUACAGCAGCCAAGGCUUUCUAUAACAAAUACUCCCACAAAUUUGAUGUAAGUUGUUUUCUGGAAAAUGUAAAACAAAAUUCACAAGGCGGUAGUCCUCUAUUUCAUUUACUUCAGCAGCUCUUGACAGAGCUUCUCAGAGCCAAGGAUUCUAAGGUCCGUGACGUUGAAAGUGCACUAAGAAAAUUGAGGGAAAUUCUUAGUUCUAAGAAAGCCCUCGUUGUUCUCGAUGAUUUGGAUCAGUCAAGCUAUUCUGAAUUUCUAGUAAGGAUUUGCAAGCUGUUCUCAGAUGGCAGCAGAAUGAUAAUUACAGCAAGAGAUUUAAACUUGCCAAAUCAACUGAAAGUAGAACUGUCAAAAGUAAAUACAUAUAUGGUGAGGCAUCUGAAUGAAAUCAAUUCACUGGAGCUCUUUAGCUAUCAUGCCUUUAAAAAAUCAAAGCCUCCAGGAAAAUACUUAGCUUUGUCUGAAAGUUUUGUUACUUAUGCGGGAGGCCUUCCAUUAGCUCUAAAGAUGCUGGGUUCAUCUUUAUGCGGUAGGACAAAUAUGUCAUUCUGGAAAGCUAAAUUUCAAAAACUUGAAAAAAUGCCAAUGAAUGAUAUCCAAAAAAUCCUACAAAUGAGUUAUGAUGAAUUAGAAGAUGACACGGAGAAGGCUAUUUUCCUUGAUAUUGUAUUCUUCUUCGUGGGAAAGAACAUAGAUGAGGCUGUUGAUGUAUUCAAAUCCUGUGAUUUGUUUCCGGAGGCUGGGAUACCAAUUCUAAUCGAAAGGUGUCUACUAACCAUUGAUCGGAAUAAUAGAUUUCAGAUGCAUAAUCUCAUACAGGACAUGGGAAGGAACAUUAUUUUUGAAGAAUCCAAACAUGGUCCAUGCCGGCGCUUGUACCUGAAUCAAGAAGAAGCAUGUCAGGCUUUGCCAAAUCUUGGGGAGAUGGAUAAGAUCGAAGGUCUCAUUAUCGACCUAACAAUGUCAACUAACAAAUACUGCAAUGCUGAGAUAUUUGAAAGGUUGCCAAACUUAAGGUUAUUAAAAUUAGUUGAUGUCCAUGGUAUCAAAGGAAAUUUCAAAACUUCAUUUCGUGAGUUAAGGUGCAUUAGUUGGCAUGGUUGUCCUUGGAUGCAUUUACCUUCUGCUAUUCACCUACAAAAACUUGUUUUCCUGGACAUGCCAUUUAGCAGAUUUGAAACAUUGUGGAAGAUUGCCGAGUUACCUUCUUUGCAUCAUUUGAAUUUGGAUGGGUGCAUACAUUUGAAAGAAUUGCCGGAGUCAAUUGGACACUUGACCAAACUAGACCAUUUGAAUGUGAAUGAUUGUGUGACUCUAAAACGAUUGCCCAAACCCAUCACACAAUUGGCUACUCUGAGUUUCUUGGAUAUGAGUGGUUGCCGAAAUCUGAAACUAUUGCCGCAGCAAUUGGGCGAUAUGAAAGGCUUACAGAGGCUUGAUGCAAGUUGUACAGCAAUUGAGCAACUGCCAGAUUCAAUUGCUCACUUGAAGAAAUUAGUUCAUUUGGAUUUGAGCGGGUGUGAGAAGCUUAGGAAGUUACCUGAGCAAUUUGGGAACAUGGAAGCAUAUGGAAGUGGACUCGAACAACUGCCAGACUCGUUUUCAGACCUGCUUAAUUUGGUCUCUCUGCAUCUGUUUAACUGUUCACAGCUGAAGAGAUUGCCUGAGCAGUUGGGGAAGAUGCAGUGCCUGAGCAGUUGGGGAAGAUGCAUCUCAUACAUCAAUUAA